This is a messenger RNA of Pezoporus flaviventris, 1290 nucleotides long. It is a transcript of the gene HAPLN2, whose product is annotated as hyaluronan and proteoglycan link protein 2. Gene Ontology annotation, biological process: cell adhesion. Gene Ontology annotation, molecular function: hyaluronic acid binding. The transcript has 6 exons. Lineage: Eukaryota; Metazoa; Chordata; Aves; Psittaciformes; Psittacidae. Bases 228 to 1253 code for a protein of 341 amino acids. The record is from RefSeq and is a predicted model, not a curated record.
GCAGGGGCACCGCGCUGCAGGGGCACUGCCCACGCCGGGGUGGUGAGGGGGCACCCAUCCCUGCGUCCCUGCGUCCUCUUUUCCCUCUUGACCUUCGCAGAGCCCUCAGCCCCGCCAUGGGGCGGCUGUGACGGAGCGGGGCCGCGGCAGGACGGGCGCUGGAUGGGAACGGCGGCUUCCCAAAGGACACGGCUGGGGACGGCACCGUCCUGCCCCCAGCUCUGAGGAUGCCCCAGCUUCUCCUGCUCAGCUCCCUCUGGCUCUUGGUGGUACCCCCAGCAUUGAGCAUCUUCCAGAGUUCAACUGGGACCCCGGCCCCCCCCCAGCUGCAGUACCUGCUGGAGCCCCUGCACAGCGCGGUGCACACGCGGCGCGGCGCCACGGCCACGCUGCCCUGCGUCCUGCGGGCGCUGCCCCGCAACUACCGCGUCAAGUGGAGCAAGGUGGAGCCGGCCAACUACGGCGAGAGCGUCAUCAUCAUCACCAACGGGCUCUACCACAGGAACUACGGGCCCCUGAGCCCCCGCGUGCGCCUGCGCCACAGCCACCGCUACGACGCCUCGCUGACCAUCAGCCGCGUGGCGCUGGAGGACGAGGGCCGGUACCGCUGCCAGCUCGUCAAUGGGCUGGAGGACGAGAGCGUCUCGCUCACGCUGCACCUCGAGGGCAUCGUCUUCCCCUACCAGCCCAGCAGCGGGCGCUACAAACUGAACUACCAGGAUGCGAAACGAGCCUGCGAGCAGCAGGACUCCCGCCUCGCCACCUACCAGCAGCUCUACAAAGCCUGGACGGAGGGGCUGGAUUGGUGCAAUGCUGGCUGGGUCCUCGAUGGGACCGUCCAUUACCCCAUCAUCAACUCGCGGGAGCCGUGCGGCGGCCGCCUCCUCCUGCCCGGGGUCCGCAGCUAUGGGGCCAGAGACAAGCAGAAGGACCGGUUCGACGCUUUCUGCUUCACUUCUGCUCUGCAAGGCCACGUCUACUUCAUCCGGGGCCACCUGAACUUCAGGGAGGCGGCGCAAGCGUGCCACGACCACGGGGCCGCCAUGGCCAAAGUGGGGCAGCUCUACUCCGCAUGGAAGUUCUCCCAGCUGGACCGCUGCGAUGGAGGGUGGCUGGAGGACGGCAGCGUGAGGUUCCCCAUCACCACCCCCCGCCAGCGCUGCGGGGGGCUCCCGCAUCCCGGUGUCCACAGCUUCGGCUUCCCCAGCAAGGACCGGCGCAUCUACGGCACCUACUGCUUCGUGGAGGAGUAGGAGCGCCGGGAGGAGAGGUGGGAAUGCGGUGGGAUAG